Agelaius phoeniceus (red-winged blackbird) is the source of this 1490-nucleotide messenger RNA. RefSeq names its product transmembrane protein 9 (gene TMEM9). Lineage: Eukaryota; Metazoa; Chordata; Aves; Passeriformes; Icteridae. Gene Ontology annotation, cellular component: lysosomal membrane. The record is from RefSeq and is a predicted model, not a curated record.
GGGGCCUGCAGGGAGGGGCCGCGCUCGGGCUGCAGCGAGGGCCAGGCUCCCAGGAUGUUCACCCCAAGCUCCCGGAACUCUGUGAGCCCCGUGCUGCUGCUGGUGCUGCUGGGCUGUGUCCUGUGUCCUCCAGCACAGGCCAACAAGAGCUCUGAGGACAUUCGCUGCAAGUGCAUCUGCCCCCCGUACCGCAACGUCAGCGGGCACAUCUACAACAAGAAUGUGUCCCAGAAGGACUGCAACUGUCUGCACGUGGUGGAGCCCAUGCCAGUGCCUGGGAAUGACGUGGAGGCCUAUUGCCUGCUCUGUGAGUGCAAGUACGAGGAGCGCAGCACCACCACCAUCAAGGUGAUCAUCAUCAUCUACCUGUCGGUGGUGGGGGCCCUGCUGCUCUACAUGGCGUUCCUGGUGCUCGUGGACCCCCUGAUCCGCAAGCCAGACCCCUACACCCAGCCCCUGCACAAUGAGGAGGACAGCGAGGACACUCACUCCCUGGCCGCAGUGCCCACCCUGGCUGGCGCCAGGGCCAACACGGUGCUGGAGCGGGUGGAGGGGGCGCAGCAGCGCUGGAAGCGGCAGGUGCAGGAGCAGAGGAAGACGGUGUUCGACCGGCACAAGAUGCUGAGCUAGGCCCUGCCAGGCCCUGCCGCACCAGGACACCCCGGCGUUGGAAUGGAACCUCCAGCCCUCCCUGAUCCACCGUCUCCAGAGGGAGCAGCAGCCCCAAAGGCUUCUCUGGUCGUGUCCCCUGCCCUUCCCCUGCGCAGCCACGGGGCCCCUGGGCUCUGGCUGCCACGGGACUCCAUCAGCCCACCCCAGCAGGGACAGGGGCUGGGAGCAGAGCGCUGAGAGCUGGCUGAGUCCUGCUGGGAUAAAAAUGGUGGGAGAGUUUUGAUGUGGGAUAAAUUAUGUGAUGUUUCUCCAGGGUGCAGCAGCCACCUCCUCCUCCAGUAUGCAUUGAUGGUCCUUGGGCAUUGUGGUGCUGAGCCACACAGGAACAGCACAGGAACAAAGGGGAGGGGGUUUCUGCCAGUGCACACUUCCACUUAUCCUGAUGUAAAUGGAGUCUGUCCAGGUUUACACCAGCAUAAUUGAGACUGCAGCUUGCUUCUGGGCAUGUGAAUAUCACAAAACCUGUUAGUACCUACAUCAGUAAGAGUCCAACAGGUAAAAAGCUGAUUUACAUUUCUAUCUUUUUGUGCUUUACCAGUAGAUAAAAACAUCCUGGGGUGAAAUUUCUUGAUAUUCUCCCACAGUGGGCAGCAGCAUUUGUGUCCAAGAGAACUAGGGCAAAGGCUUUCCUGGAGCACUGGAAACACCUUUCAGGGCCCUGGGAAGUGGACACUUGUGCCACUCAGAACACUCCAAGAGCUCUGACAGGACUUGGUCUGUGUGGAGGAAGCUGCAGUGAUUCUGCCAUGUGUAUUGAUCCCACUGAGAACAUCUGGAGUUUAUGGUGUAGCACCUCCAUAUUAAAUGCAAAGACCUAC